Messenger RNA from Ogataea haglerorum, 2691 nucleotides. RefSeq lists its product as uncharacterized. Gene Ontology annotation, biological process: intracellular protein transport; endoplasmic reticulum to Golgi vesicle-mediated transport; intra-Golgi vesicle-mediated transport. Gene Ontology annotation, cellular component: cytoplasm; COPI vesicle coat. NCBI's taxonomy places the organism in Eukaryota, Fungi, Ascomycota, Pichiomycetes, Pichiales, Pichiaceae. The record is from RefSeq and is a predicted model, not a curated record. Gene Ontology annotation, molecular function: structural molecule activity. The transcript has a single exon. Bases 1 to 2691 code for a protein of 896 amino acids.
AUGCUCAACUCGGACCCAAUGCCUGGGCUGCUGAUGCACAUCAUCCGGUACGUGAUGCCGUCGAGAAACAAGGACCUGAAGAAACUGCUCUACUUCUACUGGGAGAUCUGUCCGAAAUACGAACAGGACGGCAAGCUCAAGCACGAGAUGAUCCUUGUGUGCAAUGCCAUCCAGCACGACCUGCAACACGCUAACGAGUACAUCCGCGGCAGCACGCUGAGGUUUCUGUCGAAGCUGAAGGAGCCGGAGUUACUGGAACCUCUGGUGCCUUCUGCCAGACAAUGUUUGGAACACCGUCAUGCGUACGUCCGCAAAAACGCCGUCUUUGCCAUCUAUUCCGUCCACCUGGUGUCCGACCAUCUGAUCCCAGACGCGGCGGAGCUGUUGGCAGACUUUUUGGCCGUCGAGAACGACCCUACAUGCAAACGCAAUGCCUUUGUUUGUCUCGGGCACCUGGACAGAGAGGCUGCUCUGCGGUUCAUCCAGUCGCAGGCGGUGACGUCCAUCGACCCGAUCAUCCAGCUGGCCAUAAUCGAGUUUAUCAGAAAGGACGCCGUGUCCAAUCCCGAGCUCAAACCACAGUACUUGCACAUCAUCUCGGAUCUGCUUGAAUCCUCCAACAACGCGGUGAUCUAUGAGGCUGCCUCUACCUUGAGCGUGCUGUCCCACUCACAAGCAGCGAUCACCGGUGCUGCGUCGAAGUUCAUCGAGCUGGCCGUCAAGGAGCCCGACAACAACGUCAAACUCAUUGCUCUGGAGAUCGUCAACGAGCUGCACCUCAAGCACGAGGACAUGCUGGACGACAUGUGUCUCGACAUCCUCCGGGUUCUGAGCGCCCCAUCGCUCGAUGUGAGACAAAAAGCCAUCGAAAUCACCCUGUCGCUGGUCACCAGUAAGAACGUCGACGAUGUGGUUAAACUGCUGAAAAAAGAGCUCCAGAAAACCUCCACGUCCAACGAAGAAAAAUCUGCCGAAUACAGACAGCUGCUGAUUUCUGCCAUCCACUCCUGUGCAAUCAGAUUCCACGAGGUGGCAGCCAGCGUGGUCGACCUGCUGCUGGACUUCAUAAGCGAGCUGAACACGACCGCAGCUGCCGAGGUUAUCACUUUUGUCAAAGAGGUGGUGGAGAAAUUCCCAGACCUCAGGAGCCACAUUAUCCAGAGGCUGAUUGUGUCGCUCAAGACGAUCAAGAGUGGCAAGAUCUUCAGAGGCAGUCUGUGGAUCAUCGGAGAAUACUCGCUGGACGAAAAGGACAUCCAGACCGCCUGGAAGGCCAUCCGGGCCAGCAUCGGCGAGAUACCUAUUGUGGCUGCCGAGAACAAGGGCCACGACGACGAGCAGGAAGAGGAGGUGAAGGCCAACGGCCACACCGGUCCAAAGAUUCUUGCAGACGGAACCUAUGCUACCGAGGUCGCUCUAGGCGACUCCAAAACCGCUGCCGUGUCUACGGCUACCAAGCACCCUCUCAGGGCUCUGCUGUUGGAAGGUGAUUUCUACCUAGGCUCUGUUCUGGCCUCCACCCUGGUCAAGAUGGUGUUGAGGCUGAGCAAGAUCACUAGCAAGACCGACCUGCUGAAUGCUCUGAAGGCCGAGGCCAUGCUAAUAAUGGUGUCCAUCUUGAGAGCUGGCGAGUCGCCGUUGGUGAAGAAGCGCAUCGACGAGGACUCUGCAGAGAGAAUAUUAUCGUGCGUCAGGUUUUUGAGCGAGGAAGGAAAAGACGAGUCGCUGAUCGACGAGGCGUUCCUCGUCGACACCAAAAAGGCAUACAAGCAACAAUUGGCCGCCGAGGCGCAACAGCUCAAGGACAAGGAGCAGGCCAGCGUCCAGGACAACGCAGAGCAGGUCGACGAUGCCAUUGUCUUCCGACAGCUGAGCACCAAGGACAAGGUGGAAGAUCUGGACGAGGAGGACCUGACGCUUGCCGCGGGGGCCACCGUUGUGAAGGAGGACCUGUCGUCGAGGCUGAAGAAGAUCAAGCAGCUGACCGGUUUCUCGGACCCCGUCUAUGCCGAGGCCUACGUCAAGGUGCACCAGUUCGACGUGACGUUGGACGUUCUGUUGGUGAACCAAACUACAGAGACCCUGAGAAACCUAAGCGUCGAGUUUGCCACGCUGGGAGACCUCAAGGUGGUGGACAAGCCGACGACCCAGAACAUCGGGCCGCACGCGUUCCACCGUGUCCAGACCACGAUCAAGGUGACCUCUGCCGACACGGGCGUCAUUUUCGGAAACAUCGUCUACGACGGCCAGCACGCCGACGAGAACACCAUUGUGAUCCUGUCGGAUUUGCACGUGGACAUCAUGGACUACAUCAAGCCUGCUACGUGUACAGAGGCGCAAUUCAGAAAGAUGUGGAACGAGUUCGAAUGGGAGAACAAGAUCAGCGUGAAGUCCAACCUUCCAACGCUGAAGGAGUACCUGGACGAGCUCCUGGAGGGCACCAACAUGAACAACCUGACUCCGGGCGCGGUGAUCGGCGAGGAGUGCCAGUUUUUGUCUGCCAACCUGUACUCGAGGUCGUCCUUCGGCGAGGACGCUCUGGCCAACCUGUGCAUCGAAAAGACCGCAGAGGGCCCGAUCGUGGGCCAUGUGCGGAUCCGGUCAAAGGGCCAGGGCCUGGCCCUGUCCCUGGGAGACAAGGUUGCCGCGAUUGCGCGCAAGACCAGCCAGGCCGUGGUGUCGCAGGUGUAA